UUGCUUGCACUUUCAACUCGAAGAGGUUUAGAGAUCCUCUGUGCCUGUAUUAAGUAAUUAAUCUCUCUCUCCCAUUAGCUGCCACUAUCAUCAUCUUCCUCAUUUCUUAUAUCUGUCCCCGAGGAUCGAUCAAGACCACUAUUGAAAAUGAGUAUGUACGGGAGGGAUCCGUGGGGUGGCCCACUGGAGAUUAACGCUACGGACUCCGCCAACGACGACGAUCGGAGCCGGAAUGUGCAAGAUAUCGAUAGAGCGGCUGUGUCUCGACCGUUGGAUGAGACGCAGCAAAGCUGGCUUCUGGGACCGACUGAGCAGAAGAAGAAGAAGUAUGUGGAUCUCGGUUGCAUUAUCGUUAGCCGUAAGAUCUUUGUUUGGACGGUCGGUACGCUUCUGGUAUCUGGCCUCUUAGCUGGCUUCAUCACCCUCAUCGUCAAGACCAUUCCAGGCCACGGCCACAAGCAUGGUCCUCCUGAUAACUACACUCUAGCCCUCCACAAGGCCCUCAUGUUCUUCAAUGCUCAGAAAUCGGGAAAACUGCCCAAGCAUAAUAAUGUAUCAUGGAGAGGUAACUCAUGUCUACAAGAUGGCAAUGCUGAAUCAUCAACUAUUAAGGAUCUGGUGGGUGGCUAUUAUGAUGCUGGAGAUGCAAUCAAGUUCAAUUUUCCUGCAUCUUUUGCCAUGACCAUGUUGAGCUGGAGUGUAAUUGAAUAUAAAGCAAAGUAUGAAGCCGCCAGCGAACUCGACCAUAUAAAGGAGAUAAUCAAAUGGGGGACAGAUUACAUACUCAAAACCUUCAAUAAUUCUGCUGAUUCCAUAACCACACUUGCUGCACAAGUUGGGUUAGGGGAUACUUCGGGUGGGAGUACGACUCCGAAUGACCAUUACUGCUGGAUGCGCCCAGAGGACAUUGACUAUGAUCGACCAGUAACAGAAUGUAGCAGUUGUUCAGAUCUUGCAGCAGAAAUGGCUGCUGCUUUAGCAUCUGCCUCCAUUGUUUUCAAAGACAAAAAAGCUUAUUCUCAGAAACUUGUUCAUGGUGCCACCACGCUCUUUAAGUUUGCCAGGGAACAAAGAGGCCGAUACAGCGCUGGUAGUUCAGAAGCUGCAAUAUUCUACAAUUCCUCUAGUUACUGGGAUGAGUUUGUCUGGGGAGGGGCUUGGAUGUAUUUUGCAACUGGAAACUCGUCUUAUCUCAAACUUGCUACUGCUCCUGGCCUGGCCAAGCAUGCUGGUGCCUUCUGGGGAGGCUCUGAUUAUGGUGUUCUGAGCUGGGAUAACAAGCUUGCUGGCGCUCAGGUUCUUCUGAGUCGUUUGAGGCUCUUCUUGAGUCCCGGGUAUCCGUAUGAGGAGAUCUUAAGGACGUUUCACAACCAGACCAGCAUUGUAAUGUGCUCGUACCUGCCAGUUUUCACAAGCUUCAACAGAACUAAAGGGGGCUUGAUUCAGUUAAACCAUGGUAAUCCACAGCCUCUUCAAUAUGUUGUUAACGCAGCCUUUUUGGCUGCCCUUUAUAGUGAUUAUCUUGAUGCUGCCGACACUCCUGGAUGGUAUUGUGGACCCAAUUUCUUUUCAACUGAUGUUCUUCGGGACUUUGCCAAGACCCAGAUUGACUACAUCCUUGGUAAGAAUCCUCGAAAAAUGAGCUAUAUUGUAGGUUUUGGAGAUCGCUACCCAAAACAUGUCCACCAUAGAGGCGCAUCCAUUCCAAAGAAUAAGGUUAGAUAUAGCUGCACAGGAGGAUGGAAAUGGAGGGACACUUCAAAGCCAAACCCUAAUACACUUGUUGGAGCUAUGGUUGCUGGCCCUGACAAGCAUGAUGGUUUCCAUGAUGUUCGUACUAACUAUAACUACACAGAGCCAACACUUGCAGGAAACGCCGGCUUAGUAGCUGCUCUUGUGGCACUGUCAGGUGACAAAAGAACUGGAAUAGACAAGAACACCAUUUUCUCAGCUGUCCCUCCAAUGUUUCCUUCACCACCGCCGCCUCCAGCACCAUGGAAACCCUGAGAUGUCAUUUAUGAUUAUCUUCUUUCCAAUGAGUAUCUAGAAUGAUGACUUAUGUGGAAUUGAUGAUUUUUCAGUUAUCCAUCAACUGCAAGAUCUAAUCUUAGUAACUUUGAAGGUGUGGAUGGAUAUGGACUUCAACAAAAGGAAUUAGACUUGGCUUGUCUUGUUGGCUAAGCCAAUUGUCAGCUCAAGAUAGCACUGAACAACCUCAUUAGUGGUACUUGAGAGUGUGUUUAAAAUUUUGGAUGUACUCAAUGUGCAUGUAUGUAUGUAUUCGUUAUACACAACUGUUGAAUAUUGUUCCACAGUUUUGUCAAAUAUUUACAGUCACUUUAACUCUGUCCUCGUAAUAAAUAACUUCCUUCUCUUCUGAA
Molecule: messenger RNA, 2381 nt
Organism: Prosopis cineraria
Lineage: Eukaryota; Viridiplantae; Streptophyta; Magnoliopsida; Fabales; Fabaceae
Product: endoglucanase 25-like
Exons: 6
Coding region: 148-2007 (619 amino acids)
Biological process (GO): carbohydrate metabolic process
Molecular function (GO): hydrolase activity, hydrolyzing O-glycosyl compounds
Source: RefSeq, a predicted model, not a curated record